AUGUGGGUGGGGCCAUCCCAGGGGGUGGGGCCCCCUGCCUAUAUCUUAGCACCCCAUCCCCAGCUCUGGCCGCUCUCAGCCAUGGCGUUCCCUGCAGCAGUGGCAGGUCCCUGGCUUUGCUUGCUGCUCCUCCUGGGGGUUCCCCUCACUCUGGGGGCCUCUAUUCCUGGGGGGCUGCACAAUGUGUCAGUGUCAGACCCGGAAGUCCAGCAGGCAGCACAAGUAGCCGUAAAGACCUACAACGACCGCAAUAAUUGCAUAUACUACAGCAAGGGGCUGCAGGUGCUGAGCGCCCAGAGACAGGUCGUGUCCAGGAUCGUGCUAUAUCUGACCAUGGAGAUGGUGCAGACAUUGUGCACGAAAAACCAAGGUGGCGUUGUGGAUCCUAACAAGUGCCCCCUGCCACCCCCAUCCCAGCAGAUGAAAGUGCGCUGUAACUUCCAGAUCUGGUCUCAACCCUGGCUCAUGAGGACAGAGAUAAAAUUUCGCUGCAAUUCUGGCUGUCACUGAGCCCCAUGAACACAUCAUCUGCUCCACUAACAAAGUUUCACAGGAGACAGGCCGGCUCCGUCUUGCACUUCUUUUCUCUACUCCCCCAGCCUUAUUCCCAGCACGUGAUGGGCGAUCAGUGUCUUGAAUCCAAACUGGGGUUGGAAAUCAACCAAUUCCUCUGCUUCCGGACUGAUUUCUAAUCCCUGAUUAAUGCCAAAACUGGAGCCUCUGGGCUCUUUCUGUUACCCCUGGGUCUUGGACCUGCUUCACUAGUAGCAAUAAACCACUUUACU
Molecule: messenger RNA, 785 nt
Organism: Trachemys scripta elegans
Lineage: Eukaryota; Metazoa; Chordata; Testudines; Emydidae
Product: cystatin-like
Exons: 3
Coding region: 1-510 (169 amino acids)
Cellular component (GO): extracellular exosome
Molecular function (GO): cysteine-type endopeptidase inhibitor activity
Source: RefSeq, a predicted model, not a curated record